AUGGAAGUCGACAACAUUAACAACAACAAUACACAUCGCGGAUCUGCUACUCAGCCGCACGGCAACAAUUCUGCACUCCCCUCCGCUAUCAAAGACGAAGCGGACAAUGGCGACACCUUCGCGGGAGGCGAUAGCGACAGCGAUCCUGAAAUUGGUUACAAACCUCGCCCUCAGCUGCCGCAACCCAACGUCAACAUGCGAAGCUUGGCGAAUCUGAUAAAGGAACUUGUGAGCGGCGUCAUCGAUGUUGACCCGGAAUACCAACGUGAGGUUGUUUGGACAGUCGAGCGGAUGACAGAGACACCGCAGCUCGCUAAAUUCUGCAUAGAAAAUUACUAUAUCCCGCCCAUCAUUCUGAAUAAGAAGCAGAAUGCUGGCAUGGACAGCAGUAUAUCAUGCGACACUCUCGUUUGUGUGGAUGGGAAGCAACGUCUCGCUUCUAUCAGGGCAUUCGUAAAAGGCAAGAUCCCUUGCCACGACCACAAAGGAGAGAAAUGGUGGUUCUGCAAGGCUCCUGGUACUAAUCACAAAAGAGUGCUUUCUUUGGAAAGCCAAAAGAUGUUCUUGGAAAAAGAUUUUGUCGCAUUUCAAUUCACAGAGCUCAGCCCGGAACAGGAAGAAGAUCUUUUCGCCAGAGUCCAGAUGGGUGUGCAACUCACUGUGGCCGAGAAGAUGCGCGCGAAGCAAGGCCCAUGGCAAGAAUUAGCGAAGCUUUUCGUUGAAGACUUUCCAGCUAUUUACAACUUGAUGAAAGACCGAGCGCGAGCAAAAGACUUUCAACUCACCCUAGCCUGUUUCAGCCAAAUCGUUGAAGUCAAGCAUCCAACUACCGCGAAUGGUGUACCGAUCCUCAAGACAAACUACAGCGCACUACCAAAGCUAUUGAGCAACACCGGCGUUGUAGAUGAUGCUAUCAAAUCACAUCUUGCGAGUGUCUGGACUACUUUCAAGGAACUUAUAGAGAGAGACUCUGACAUUUUCACGAAUGCUGACAAGCAUCUAAGUGGCGUGCAAACCUUUGCACCCGUCGAAAUGGUAGCAGUGACCGUCCUUAUCUCGAUGUACUCGGAAACAAGUAAUAACGAACUGCUGAUCAGAGAUAUCAAAGCUCUUCGAGAAGCGCUUCGUGAGCACUUCAAGGAUCUUCGCUUACACACGACGGUUUGGAAGUUUGUCUGGGACUUCAUCGAAAACUUAGAGGCAAUUCGAGGUGCGGUGGACGGCACUACAAUAACGAGCAUCGAUAUGGGGAAGUCUUUCGACCCAGCCCGGGACAUUGGGAGCCUGGAGGGAAAGGUUAUCUUGGUCACGGGUGGUAACGCUGGCUUAGGCAAACAAACUAUCGCAUACCUCGCCGCCCACAACCCUAAGCGCAUAUACCUCACCGCCCGUACCGAAUCCAAAGCCCGUGAUGCUAUCACCGACAUCAAGAACAGCGUGCCAAAUGCCUGCGAGAUCGUACAUCUACCGCUCGACCUGACAUCCUUCUCUUCCAUCGCCGACGCAGCAUCGUCAUUUAAGAGUCAAGAAUCGCGACUCGAUAUACUGAUCAACAAUGCUGGUAUUAUGGCGUCCCCAUAUAGCACAACCAAGGAGGGUUACGAGAUACAAUUCGGCACGAAUCACAUGGGCCACGCGCUGCUCACGAAGCUCCUCAUCCCGACCAUGCUAGACACCGCCAAACAACCCGGUGCUGAUGUCAGGAUCGUGAAUCUAAGCAGUAUGGGCGAACGUCUCGCCGUAUCAAAUGGCAUUGAGUUCGACCAACAAGCGCUCGAGAAGGAAAACACUUGGCGUCGCUAUGGCGCCUCGAAACUAGCGAACAUUCUCUUCGCCCGCUCCCUCGCACUUGAAUACCCUACGAUAACAUCUGUCUCCUUACACCCAGGUGUCAUCCUAACAGAUCUUUUCAACAACCUCCGCUCAAACAUAUUCUUGAAGGUCGGACUUUGGAUAUAUGGACUCGUGGGCAUGAUACUGCCGGGUCAUUACCAGGGCCCUGAAGGUGGCGCGUUGAACACGACGUGGUGUGCCACGACUGCGAAGGACCAUUUGGAGAAUGGCGCAUUCUACAUGCCUGUGGGCAAGAAGGGUUCGGGAAGUGGAUACGCGAGGGAUGAGGGAUUGAGGAAGAAGUUGUGGGAGUGGACUGAGGAGGAGUUGAAGAAACAUGGGUAUUAA
Alternaria atra is the source of this 2181-nucleotide messenger RNA. RefSeq lists its product as uncharacterized. The coding region runs from base 1 to 2181 and encodes 726 amino acids. The transcript has 7 exons. The record is from RefSeq and is a predicted model, not a curated record. NCBI's taxonomy places the organism in Eukaryota, Fungi, Ascomycota, Dothideomycetes, Pleosporales, Pleosporaceae.